Messenger RNA from Bradysia coprophila, 230 nucleotides. RefSeq names its product mitochondrial ribosome and complex I assembly factor AltMIEF1. The record is from RefSeq and is a predicted model, not a curated record. Lineage: Eukaryota; Metazoa; Arthropoda; Insecta; Diptera; Sciaridae.
ACUAACGGUCACGAUUACUAUGAACCCUUCUACCAGUCAACAAGUGCUCAGAUUAUACAAAAAUCUAUUGAGAUACGGCAAUCAGUUACAGUUAACCGACAAGUGGUAUUUCAUGAACAGAGUUCGGGACGAAUUCGAAGCGAAUAAAGGACUAACGUCAACUGAACAAAUCGAAUUCUCCAUUAAGAGAGGUGAGGCCGUUUUGAAGAACAAACGGAUCGUCUAGAGAC